GAGAAACGCAUUACGCACACCGCGCGGUCUCGACUCAGUGCUGUGCUCUUGCCUCUUUCGAUUUUUCGUAAACAAGUAACAAUAAUAGUUUUUAAAAAAAGGUUCUAGUUGGCAAUUUUUGAAAAUGAAGAGCUUAUUGUCGUUAAGGAAAGUUGGAAACCGACUGUCAGCAAAUUUUGACGCUGUUUGCAAUGUUUUUUUCGGGCAAAUGCCUCCACCCGCAAUAUCGUUUGUAAGUUUGACGGAAGUGCCAAAAGCGACUUGCCGAAAAUGGUUUGACGUUAACGAAAUGUUCAAAGAUUCUAUAUUGUGGGCUGUACCGAAGCACAGGCGAACCAUUGAAAAAAGAUUAAAACGAAAAUUUGGAUGUAUCCAUGAUUUUUACAAAAUGCUAAUGCCUCGAACGGACUUACUGACUUGUAAUCAUUGUGGGCAUAACUAUCAACGACGCCAUUUAUGUCCAAAUUGUUACAAGAAAGUUAAAGAUGAAACAACUCAUAUGCAAGAAGCUAUUGAAAAAGAAUUAGGAUUGGAACCAGUUCAACAAGAGGUUAUUGUCUUAUAUAAAGGAGAGAGAACAAAACAAGCUGAAGAAUUUUGGAAGGGUAAAAGAAUUAUUGAGCUAAAAAGAGAGAAACCGUCUUGGUUCAGUAAGAAUUUAUUACAAAGAACUACGAUUGGAAAUUCAGAUUCUACUGAUGUUAAACCUUCGGAAUUAGCUUAGUUUGUUGAAAUCAAAUUAACAAUUUAGUUUUAUAGUACAUUUUUUUCUUUAUUUGUGAUGAAACUUUGUAUAGAAAUAUAUAUAUAAAAAAUAUAAAUAGGUAUUUACAUAAU
This is a messenger RNA of Adelges cooleyi (spruce gall adelgid), 837 nucleotides long. It is a transcript of the gene mRpL32, whose product is annotated as 39S ribosomal protein L32, mitochondrial. The coding region runs from base 125 to 724 and encodes 199 amino acids. Gene Ontology annotation, biological process: translation. The record is from RefSeq and is a predicted model, not a curated record. The transcript has 4 exons. Gene Ontology annotation, molecular function: structural constituent of ribosome. Gene Ontology annotation, cellular component: mitochondrial large ribosomal subunit. Lineage: Eukaryota; Metazoa; Arthropoda; Insecta; Hemiptera; Adelgidae.